AUGAAGGGAAGUGGCAAGGUCCUUUCUGUGACAUGUGACAGGGGCAUCCUGAUCCUCAUCAUUGCCCUGGCUGGGCGGAUUCCAUCACCGUUUUUCAUCCAGUAUCCACCUCUACCUCCUACUCAUUACACGGUGGCAAUCUUUCCCUGCAGUGGCAGCCUCAGUAUUCUCAGUACCAUUAGCACUGAGCACCGUCUGUCUGUCCUGGGUCUGAGGCACACGUCAACUGUGGUGUGUGCCCUACUCUGGGUCCUGUCCCUGCUGCUGAGCAUCCUGGAUGGGAACUACUGUGGCUUCUUACUUCUAGGAAGUGCGUGGUUACGGGAUCCAUCUGAUUACAGUUUGUUCAUUCAUGGUUGGCAUCUAGCUAAUGCUGCCCUGCCCAGUGUCAACAACUGUGCCAACCCCAUCAUUUACUUCUUCGUUGGCUCCUUCAUGCAGCGGUGGAGGCAAUGGACCCUCAAGUUAGUUCUUCAGGGGGUCCUGCAGGACAUUCCUGAGAUGGAUGAAAGUGAGACAAGCCUUCCUCGGGAAACCAUGGCGAUGUCACAAAUCAGAUUGAUGGGAUAA
This is a messenger RNA of Choloepus didactylus (southern two-toed sloth), 570 nucleotides long. Its product is annotated as mas-related G-protein coupled receptor member A1-like. Gene Ontology annotation, cellular component: membrane. Gene Ontology annotation, biological process: G protein-coupled receptor signaling pathway. Gene Ontology annotation, molecular function: G protein-coupled receptor activity. Lineage: Eukaryota; Metazoa; Chordata; Mammalia; Pilosa; Megalonychidae. The transcript is spliced from 4 exons. The coding region runs from base 1 to 570 and encodes 189 amino acids. The record is from RefSeq and is a predicted model, not a curated record.